AAUAACGAACGAGAUCUGUUCUCAACGGAGAUAGUGAACCGUGGGAUUGAGUCAUCUGGACCGAACGCGGGUUCGUUAACGUUCUCGGUUAGGGUUCGUCGGCGGUUACCGGAUUUUCUUCAAUCGGUGAACCUCAAGUACGUGAAAUUGGGGUACCAUUACCUGAUAAACCAUGGCAUUUACUUGGUGACGAUACCGGUGCUGCUUGUGGUGUUCAGUGCUGAGGUUGGUAGUCUGAGCAAAGAGGAUCUGUGGAAGAAGCUUUGGGAAGAUGCGCGUUAUGACCUUGCUACCGUCUUGGCUUCUUUUGCCGUCUUUGUUUUCACGCUCUCUGUUUACUUCAUGUCCAGGCCUCGCCCCAUUUACCUCGUUGAUUUUGCAUGCUACCAACCUCAAGAUCACCUCAAGGUGUCAAAGGAGCAGUUCAUUGAGCUAGCAAGAAAAUCAGGCAAGUUUGAUGAAGGGAGCUUGGAGUUUCAAAAGAGGAUCCUAAUGUCUUCAGGCAUAGGCGACGAGACAUACAUCCCCAAAGCAGUGAUAGCCUCCAACGAGAACACGGCCACCAUGAAAGAAGGCAGAGCCGAGGCGUCGACGGUCAUGUUCGGAGCACUCGACGAGCUCUUCGAGAAGACGAGGGUGCGGCCAAAGGACGUAGGAAUCCUUGUGGUGAACUGCAGCAUCUUCAACCCUACGCCAUCGCUAUCAGCAAUGAUCAUAAACCAUUACAAGAUGAGGGGCAACAUUCUGAGCUACAAUCUUGGAGGAAUGGGGUGCAGUGCUGGGAUCAUAGCGGUCGAUUUGGCCAGGGAUAUUCUUCAGUCAAACCCUAAUAACUACGCGGUUGUUGUCAGCACUGAGAUGGUAGGCUUUAAUUGGUACCAGGGAAAAGAGAGGUCCAUGCUUCUUCCCAACUGCUUCUUUCGUAUGGGUUGCUCCGCCACCUUGCUCUCCAAUCGCCGCCGCGACUAUAGCCGUGCCAAGUAUCGUCUUGAGCAUAUUGUUCGCACGCACAAGGGUGCCGAUGACCGCAGCUUCAGGUGUGUGUACCAAGAGGAAGAUGAACAAAGAUUCAAGGGGAUCAAGAUUAGCAAAGACUUGAUUGAAAUCGGUGGCGAUGCUCUCAAAACAAACAUCACCACACUUGGGCCUUUGGUGCUACCCUUCUCCGAGCAGCUCCUAUUCUUUGGAACCUUGGUCUGGAGGCACUUGUUUGGCGGCAAAUCUGACGGUGGAAACUCAUCACCGUCAAUGAAGAAGCCGUACAUUCCGGACUACAAGCUCGCCUUCGAGCACUUCUGUGUGCAUGCGGCGAGCAAGCCCAUCCUCGAUGAGCUCCAGAGGAAUCUGGAGCUCAGCGACAAGAACAUGGAGGCAUCAAGGAUGACGCUGCACCGCUUCGGCAACACUUCCAGCAGUAGCAUUUGGUAUGAACUUGCUUACUUGGAGGCCAAGGAAAGGGUUAGAAGAGGAGACCGCGUUUGGCAACUUGCUUUUGGUUCUGGAUUUAAGUGCAAUAGCGUUGUUUGGCGCUCCAUGCGCCGAAUCAACAAGCCUUCUAGGAACAACCCUUGGCUUGAUUGCAUCAACAACUACCCUCGCUCUCUCACUUAAUCGCCCUGGCGUUAAGACACUUCUGAACAAGAAUUCUGUUAUCCAGGUAAAAACUCACGUGCAGUUGUCUUUCUUUGAAGUUAAUAGUUAAAAAUCGUUAGAUAAUUUAAUAUGUUUAACUAAAUUAUUAUCUAAUGAUUCUCAACUAUAUAUAUACUUCACAUGAAAACAACAGUAUUUGAAUUUUCACCGAUAUUUAAACAUAGUUAUUAUUAUACUCCGUAGAACUGGCAUUCUAUCUUACGGUGAUUAGGUAUUAUGUUAGCGCGGAAUAUGGUAAUAAUUAUUACAUGGAAACUAAGGAGCAUUUCUGAUUUUAUAUAAUCUCUGUCAGUGUCGGCGAUAAGAGAGCUUUAUUUUGUUUAGGAUCAAUAAUUCUUCUGUAGUCCUCAUCGAUGAAGCUGGUCUUUUAUGUUUGACAGCUGCACUUUUAAUUUCUUAUUAGUUUGGUGGCUUGGAAUUUAAUUUAAUUAUACAUACUUAUAGUGUGGCUGCUUGCAUGUUUUAAUUAAUCUCUUGAAUCAUCUUAUUCAUAGGAUGAUAUGAAAAUUCAAAGUUGAUUUAAUAUUGGAUGA
Molecule: messenger RNA, 2186 nt
Organism: Arachis ipaensis
Lineage: Eukaryota; Viridiplantae; Streptophyta; Magnoliopsida; Fabales; Fabaceae
Gene: KCS10
Product: 3-ketoacyl-CoA synthase 10
Biological process (GO): fatty acid biosynthetic process
Cellular component (GO): membrane
Molecular function (GO): acyltransferase activity, transferring groups other than amino-acyl groups
Source: RefSeq, a predicted model, not a curated record